ACGUAGCAGGCGUAAAAAGACGCCAGAGCAGAGUCCUCACAACUGUUUUUUCAGGGGAAACUGCUGUAGCCCUGAGAACCGGAAACAUCCGUUUUCACUACCCCGUGGAGAGUGGAACACUAACGCUACUGCCUGAACUUUUUUUUUAGCCCUCCCCCAAUUUGUAUGUAUCACUAAUGUCUCUGUUCGAUUUGUUGCUUUAUUGCAAUGGAAUGGUAGGACCCAUUGGCUAGUAGUGAUGGAGACCGAGUUCUAAAACAGCGCAGGUAGAAAAGUGACUCCUUUCCACUCUACUCGGUCGGUUACCGCGAGUAUAAUAACGUUAAAAGAUAUCUAGAAUGGAGACUGUUGAGCAGCUCGUGUCGUUUAACCAUAUCCCAGUCCAGUUAAACGGAGGCACGCCUUGGGGGUUCACGCUGAAAGGAGGUCUCGAGCACGGAGAACCACUCAUCAUCACUAAAAUUGAGGAAGGUGGUAAGGCAGAACAAUGUAAGAAGCUGAGAGUGGGUGAUGAACUGGUCAAUAUAAACGGAUCAGCCCUCUACGGUUCAAGACAGGAAGCUCUUAUACUCAUCAAGGGAUCCUACCGGAUACUAAAGAUCACCGUAUGCAGACGCAGUGUACCUGUGAUCAGGCCUCACUCGUCGCACCUGGCCAAGCUUUCAUCAACGGAGUCCCCCCACAGUUCUACCCCUGUCCCCCCUCCUCCUCCCCCGUCCCCCCCAUCUGCCAUGCAGCUCCACCCUGGGCCCUACACACUACCCUGGCACUCUACAGCAGACAACAGUGAUUUGUCUAUCCAGUGGAACAAGCUCUCCAGACACUACUCUACAGACAGAAGCAGUUCCCUAAGUAGCAUGGACAGCCUUGACCCUCCUAGCAGCCAAGUGUACUACGAUUCCCAUAAUUCCCCAGUGGACCCGGCCAUCUUCAACAAUAAGAGAGACUAUGAUUACCACAAUUCACCAGUGGACCCUGCUAUAUUCAACAAUAUAAGAGACUCUGCCUAUAGCUCUUUCUCAGCUAGUUCUAAUAUGUCAGACUAUACUGUCUCAUUAAGGCCCGGUGAGGCCUGUUCUAUGGAGAAUAUCCUCCGAAGCCUUGGGCCAGGGGGACCCGCCUGCCGGGUUUAUGCCUGUGGCAAUGCACCAUCCCUGGGGAGGGAGUCAGGCGAGGCCCAGGAUGAGACCGGUACCUCAACCCUACUACUAAAGUCGAGGUCGCUGACCAGGCCAAGAGUGAGGCAGCCGGAAGCGAAGGAGAGACCAUCUUCGUACUGUUUUGAGGAGGAGAGGAGAGAAGGGAGCGGGGAGAGGGGUGGAGGAGGAGGGAAGAGGGGGGCUUCAAUUCCACCCCUUCCCCCAAUCAGGAAGGACAGUUUUAGGGCCACGAGGGGUCGUUUGGGGAUUACAGAUGUCAAAGAUCAACGAUGCAUCUCUGCCCCCGUCGGAAUUCCCAGCCUCUUCAGUUGCCAUGUCGAGGACGAUGACGACGAUCCUCAGAAUGUUCCUGGUGUUCCGGUUAUUCCUAGCUGGAACGGCUAUCCCGGUCCCUGCAAGGCAUCAAAGGCAGAGGGAGACAUGGGAAAUGGGAAAAAGAAUGGGGUUGGGAAUUUUAAAGGAGAUUCUUUGGAGCAAUACUACACCCUCAUCUCCAAAAAAAAAGAUUCCCUUGUGAAUAAGAACUUAGAGAUCCAGGAGAUCCACCCAGACUCCCUCCAUCUCCCUGCCCUAGAGAUAAGCUCCUCUUCCUCCAUCCCCGGCUCCAGCUCCCUACCUCCAGACAGCUCCAUAGAUCCAGAACCCCCAGGUGAAGCCAACCACCUCCUCCCCCAGAACAAGCACUGCUCAUCAGGUCUCUACAGACAAAGCGUCCCUGAGAAACUCUUAUCGCAGCUACGUCAUCUAGAGUUUUCCAGUGACUCUUCGGACCAUAGCUCCCCCUCCCCCUCCAGCUCCCAGUGGUCUCGCUCCCCCCUUAACCCCCCCAGGGAGGACCUAGGAGGGGAUAUAGGGAGUCACGACACCUCCCUCCUCCUCCUCCAGCAGAACACUGGGGAGUGGGAACAAAGGAGUCAAUGCUCUACCCCAGGAUUGGUGGACAUUGAUGGGAUUGGGGAGGCAGGAGAGGUGAGUGUGGUGGUUUGGAAGAGUAGGGAGGUGGUGGCGGCUGCUGGUAAUCGCCUCUCGCCCAUCCAGGUCCAACACCCCUGCGAUAGGCCGGUGAGUGUUCCAGGGUCAGGGGAGCCCUCUGGAGAUUGUACACAGGGAGAGGUGAGCUCUGAGCAGAUUUGGGAGACCGACUUUGGGCCUCUCAGUGCUGCAGCCAGUGUAGACAGCCUACUGGAGGGAAGUCAUAGAGGAGGAGGAGGAAGAAGGGAUGAUAAUGAAGAAAAGGUGCUGAUGAAGAAACCCAGGAGUCACCGUUCGUCCCGGGCACGCCGUCGCAGCGAACGCUUCGCCACGAACCUCCGUAACGAGAUCCAGCACAAGAAGGCCCAGCUGUCCAAGAGUAAAGGCCCAGGAGGGUUGCUCUACAGCGGGGAGACAGUUGAGGAAGAAGAAGGUCCAGACCUGGAAAUCCAGGACCUCGUGAGGAAAGAGGCUGAGGACGUUGAUCCGCCUGCCAAGGAGAGCAGCUCCCAAGGCGUGUACACCUGUUCCGACAUCAGCCUCUCAGCUCCAGCUCCUGGAGGUCUGAACAGACUAUCCUCUUCUUCCACCCUCCAGCUCCACCAGCCGUCCCUAGCCCCAGUUUCAGCUCUACAACCCCCCAGGGAUGAAGAACCUGAACCACCAGGGAAGCAAGACCAAGCUACAGACUCUUCCAGGACACCCCAGAGGUCCGUCCCAACCUUGCCCAGCUGGGGUAUGGGUAUCCAGGUCGUGGAGGAGCUAGCUCCAGCUGGUAAGUCCCGCCGAUGGAGAUGGACACCCGAACAUAAACUCCAACCAGAAAUUGACACUGACCGACGGGGGGAGAGGGUCGGAGUGGCCUUGGGGGUGUCAGGACAAGGGAGGGCAUCCUCUGCCUCCUCUUCUUCUUCUACCACUUGUUCUUCCCACACUGAGGAGUCUGAUAUUCUACCUUUCGCGGACCGCUGUAAGUUCUUUGAGGAGACAAGCAGGAGUAUAUUGGUGUCAGAUUUGCCAGGUCUGACGAGACGACGGCAGAGGCCAGAUAGACAUGAGAGGCAGCCUCAUCUGUCGAUGCUGGAGAACCAAAGAGGAGGCUAUGGACAGGGACAAGCCCAGAGGAGGUACUCUUACCAGGGUGGAUUCGAGCGAGAAAGUCCCCUUUUGAUUAAUACCAUGGAGGCCCGGAGACAAUCGGUUAGUGGGAAUAGGGAGAGAGAGAAGGAGAGGGAAAAAGAGAGGGAGAUGGAAAGGGAGGUAAGAGCAAGAGAGAGGGAAAGGGAAAGGGAGGAAAGAGCAAGAGAGAGGGAAAGGGAGGAGAGGGCGACAGAGAGGGAGAGGUUGUUGGAGAGGGAGGAAAUGGUAAGGGAGAGGGAAAGAGAAGAGAGGGCCAGAGAGAGGGAGAUGGCUCUUGAGGGGGAAAGGGAGGAAGAGAGACAAAGAGAGGAAAGGGCUAGACUGAGAGAGCUGGAGAUGGAGAGAGAAAGGGGGAUAGAGAGGGAACAAGAUAGUGAGAUGGAGAAAGAGAGACAAAGUGAGAGAGAGAGGAAAAGAGAGAGGGAGAGAAAGUCACUCAGUUCAGCUCAGGAUCUUUUUGCCAGUCAAUCCCAACCCCAUGCCUACCCCCAGACCCACUCCCAUCCCCAAAUCCAGAUGGAGGCCCCUCGUUCAGCCUUCCACCCGGUCAACACCGCUCUCCUCCAGGAUAACCAGGCUCUUCACCAGGGGUAUCCACCACAGAGCUACACACCAACAGAGGCGUAUCCUGCUGCGUCUCGACCGUUACCGUGGGAACAGACACAGAUCAACAGGAAGUUCAGCCUGACCGAGAGGGACUACCCCCGGUACAGACGUGAUUCAUCCACCGGGCCACCAAAUUGUACUAUAACAGGUACACCUGACUACCACCACCACCAGCAAGUCUCCCAAAGUGGGGGUUGUUGGAAUAAUGGCUUGCUGUCUGCCUGUAGUGUGGACGAGGAGGACCAUCACCAGACGUCUAUGGUGGUUAACCCCACAUCAUAUUCAUCUUCAUCACUACUACGAAGCAGGGCCAUGUCCGAGAACGAUCUACACUUUGGCUCCACCCACCGCCGUACUUCACCCUCGGUUGCUAUGGCGACACCACUGUCUGAGUUGGAGGAGGGAGGCGGGAUCGAAGGGGGAAGAGUGGGAGGAAUUAGGGGAGCGGCUAACAAAAAUAAGACUCUACCCCCUCCGAGGCCACCUCCCCAAUGGGAGCAGUUCCACCGCAGGAGAGCCUCCCACCACACCCUCUUGUCCUCUCCUCUCUUCUCCACCUCUGUUUCUUCAUCCAUCCAUCCAUUGGUAAACCCCACCCCCCCUCCUCUCCCUCUCAUACCACCAGAGGGUCCCACCUCUCACCCUUCAUCUCACCCCUGUCACCCUGAAAAGAGUGAAAUGACGCGUCAGCGCUCCUACAGCCUCCCGCCCCAGAGGGAGGAGCUAGAGGGGUGCCAGCGCUGCAUCAGAAGCCAAGUCCAGGAAUGGCGCUUUCCCCAGUCUUCGCCUAGUCCAGGGUUCACACACACAGCCUUCCGGCCGGUGGCCCCGCCCCAAAGAGAUAAAGACACUCCCCCUCGCUACGACAACACACUGCCGCCAUCAGAAAGCUGUGUCAGGUUGUACAACAUGGUUGACCAAGAUUGUCCUGCUGUAUUGAAGCCUAUCUCUCAUAGACAGCAGAGGGCCAGGGCUGAGUGGGAGAGAACUCCGUCUCCCAGAGUGCAUAGCUUCUCAGGUCAACUCACCAUAGAGAAUGGCGUUAUCUCACCAGAGUCCUACUUCGCUAUGAGCUAUGAACAACAACAACAGUUACAGCAGAAUAGAAGAUUGCGGAAUCACCCCCACAACAACAACGACAAGCCGGAAUUGGAACAUGAAUUAUUGGAACUGGAACCGGAAUCCGAUUUCGGCCCGAGCCCCGCCCAGAGCUUGGAACAGGAAGUGGACAUCCCCAUGGAAACGGACAUCGACGACUCCCAGGAGGAGGGGCUUCCAGAGGAUGAAGAGCCAAUCAGGACAGAGCUACAAGGUUUCGCCCUGCCGGUCACGGUGCUGGAGACGGACAUCGACACGCUCCCUGAUCAGGAGGCCUUGCCAGCGGGUAGGAUGACAGUGGAGAAUGGGUCUCUGGAUGGAGAAAUGGAGGACCAGGGGAUAAGGACCAGAGAGGAACUCAUGGAGGAGCUGUUUCCCCAGAGCAUUGAGGGCGAGGCAGGCACAGAGAGCUGGAGAGGGGCCUACCGUAGCCCCAACCUGGAGCACAAUACAGACAGUCUGGAUAGGCGUUCUGGUGCCAGCUCCAGUUGUUCGUCCUACUACUCUACCUCAGCAGCCAAAGCUCAGCUCCUCACUCAGAUGAAAGACUACUGCUCAGACACUAGAGACACUGAUGAUGAUGAUGAGGACCUGUCUUACAAGAGACAGUUGAUGGAGAGUCUACGUAAGAAGCUAGGAAUUCUGAGAGAGGCACAGAGAGGUCUACAGGAGGAUAUACGGGCUAACGCACAGCUGGGAGAGGAGGUUGAAAGCCUGGUGCUAGCGUUCUGUAAGCCCAAUGAGGUGGAUAAGUUCAGGAUGUUUAUCGGGGAUAUGGAUAAGGUGGUCAGUCUGCUUCUGUCUCUCUCCGGACGGCUACUUAGGGUUGAGAGCUCACUGGACAACCUGGAGGCCGAAACUGGACACUAUGAGAGGCUCCCCCUCCUGGAGAAGAAGCGUCAGCUCCUGGUGCAGCUGUCAGAGGCCCAGGACCUCAAAGAACAUGUAGACCGACGGGAGCAGGUUGUGGGAAGGGUGCUAAGACGAUGCCUCUCCCAAGAACAGCACCGUGACUACAGUCAUUACGUCAAGAUGAAGGCAGCAUUGCUGGUGGAACAGAGGCAGCUGGAGGACAAGAUCAGGCUGGGAGAAGAGCAGCUAAGAGGGCUACGGGAGAGCCUAGGGAUGGGAUUAGGGAUGUCCAUGGGAUAUGGGCACUACUAAACCCCAACCAAGAGACCUGAAAGCUGGGCAGAUGGAUGGGGUAUCGACACUAUUGAGAGAAAGUGAUCAAGGACAGUUAGAGCAGUUAAGAACCUUAAGGGAGAGUCUGUGUUGGGGAUGUCCAUGUUGAUGGGGUAUGGACACUAUUGAGAGAACUAACACUUUUUUUUAUAAACAACUCUCUAUUCCAGACACUUUUUUUGCGAUUUCACUUGUUUUUGAGAAACUUACCCCAACCAGUGAUUCACUUCCUCAUUGUUGUUGUGCAGUACGGCGGCUCUGAAAAAAACGGGGGUUCUGAACAAACAUGAACAAAUGUUCCAUAAACACCCAAAUACGUCCUUUUAGAAAUGAAAACACACUGAGUUUAGUGAUGCAGGUCUUUAGAUGUUGUACAUGUGAAAUUGUGUCAUUUCGAACUUUAUCCACAACGUUAUAUUCCAUUUUGUGUGGAAAUACAUUUCUGGUUGGGGAAAGUUUCUCAAAAUCAAGUGAAAUUGCAAUAAAAGUGUAUUGACUCUUCUAUGACAUGCCAUUUACAUCAAAAUAAUAUUUUAUUGUAAAAAAGCACAUUUCUCCUUUAAGGAAAAUUUAGAGACGAGUUGAUGGUGUUAGGGAUGGGCUGGGGGAUGUAUGUGGGAUUAAUUCAUUAUUGAGUGAAAACCACCCUACCCAGGGAGACCCUAGAGUGGGGCAGAUGGGCUUAGGAAUGGGGUUAGGGAUGGGGGGAGAGCAAUGGAAUGUCUAUGGGGUAUGGGCACUAUGGGGAGACAGGCAACCUACACAAGGAGACCCUAGAGUGGGGUACAUUAGCAUGGGGGGUGGGGUAUGGACACUAUUGAGAGAGAACCAACCCAACCUAAGGAGAGCCUGGAGAGCUAUGGUAGAGUUUAGGGUUAGGGGUAGAGCUGAGGGAUGUCCAUGAAGUAUGGGAACUGUAGGGAGACAGCCAACCCACACAUGGAUGCCCUAGAGUUGGGUAAAUAGGGAUGGGGUUAGAGUUGGGUGAUGGGACAUGGGCACUACUUCCUAAAACACAGUACUUUUCCUGACACCAACAUCUACACUGUGUUAAACAGAGGUGGCCAUUAAAACCCCACAAGAGAAUGCAUUAAGGCUGCACUUGGCAGUAUUUGUCCGUUAAGAAAUACACACCUACUCGUUGGUGUUAGACACACUGGUACACCCAAGAGUAACAACUAUCUUUCACUUACCAACUGUAACCUCACAAUCGCAUACUCCAUGCACAACAAAACGAGGCCAAAGAAUACGUUGUUGUUUAGUGUGUGUGUUACUGAACAAGACUGGAGAAAAUAUGUAUUUAUUAUUUAUAUCUCUGUUGAGCAAUACGGACAGGGAGGAUUUGGGGUGCUAGACGAGAGCAUUUUCAUGAAACUGUUGGGGAGUGCAUUGAAUACAUAGAAAUGGAUAGAAGGUGCAUGUGCCAAAAAGCUGCCCAUACUAUCACAUCAAACAUUAUUGUAAAGAAAAGCCCUCUAUCCAAUUCUAUGAUUGCAUAUAAUCCUAUUACAGUAAUAUGUCCAGAAAUGGAGAGAGACAGCCGCUUCUCUCCACUCUCAUAUAACACUAUACUAGCCUGAGUGCCAGUCUGUUUGUGCUAUCAUGUGCUAUCAUGCUAACUCCUUAACGGUUAUGACUUGACAUGUUUGGCUUGACAAUGACGGCGAUGGAGUUUGCCAAGAGCGCAAACAGAUUUGGGGCCUGGAAAACCCUAUACUCCAUAACGGCAUCACAUCACUCCUUAACACUACACUACCACACCACGCCUUAGAUUGUGUAUAUUGGUGUAGGGUGAAGUUCCCCUAGACGCUGAUCCUGGGUCGGUUUUGCAUUUUCCCCACUAAUGGUUAAGGUUAAAAUAGGGGGAGGAGAAGCUGAUCCUAGGAAAUUUCACCUCGUAGCCCUAAAAUUACCAGACCAUGUCUUGUGUGUCUAUGCAUUCAUCAUUAUUGUGUGUAUUAAAUGUUGUGUAUAGAAGUGAUAUUCAUGUGUUAUAACUGGAAUCCAUCAUUGUAGUGUAAAUAUGUCAUGAGAAACUAUGUCAUUUAUAUAUAUAUACGUCAUAUGGCAUAUAAUCGUCAUAUGGCAAAGUUCAUCCUAAUACAAUACGUGCCAUUAAAAAAUAUUUUGUUUUUAUUACAUUUUGGGUGAUUUUUUUGGGGCACGUAUUGUAUUAGGAUGAACUUUGCCAUAUGACGUAUAUAUAUAUAAUAUGACGUGUAUAUAUAUAAAUGACAUAACUUCUCAUUUAUAUAUAUAUAUUAUUGGCUGUUUGACCAAAAACAUGCAUGCAGACCAUAUCUUUUUAUUUUAUUUUUAAUUUUUAACCUAACCUUAACCCCUAAUCCUAAAAUAGCCUUUUUACAAAUGAGGACUGGCAAAAGAUCCUCACUUCCUUGAAUUCUUUUUGGUUUACUAUUCUUGUGAGGACUUCUGGAACUCACAAGUAUAGCAAAACGUGUGCUCACACAGAUACACACAGUGCUUUCGGAAUAUAUUCAGACCCCUUGACUUUUUCCACUUUUUGUUACGUUACAGCCUUAUUCUAAAAUGGAUUAAAUAAGAAAAAAUCCUCAGCAAUCUACAUACAAUACCCCAUAAUGACAUUUAUCAAAAUUAAAAACAGAAAUAUGUUAUUUAUGUAAGUAUUCAGACCCUUUGCUAUGAGACUCGAAGUUGAGCGCAGGUGCAUCUUGUUUCCAUUGAUUAUCCUUGAGAUGUUUCUACAACUUGAUUGGAGUUCGCCUGUGGUAAAUUCAAUUGAUUUGACAUGAUUUGGAAAGGCACACUCCUGUCUAUAUAAGGUCCCAUAGUUGACAGUGCAUGUCAUACCAAAAACCAAGGUCGAAGGAAUGGUCCGUAGAGCUCCGAGACAGGAUUGUGUCGAGGCACAGAUCUGGGGAAGGGUACGAAAAAAUGUCUGCAGCAUUGAAGGUCCCCAAGAACACAGUGGCCUCCAUCAUUAUUAAAUGGAAGAAGUUUGAAACCAACAAGACUCUUCCUAGGGCCAAACUGAGGUUCUGGGGGAUAAGGGCCUUAGUCAGGGGGGUGACCAAGAUCUGAUUGGUCACUCUGACAGACCUCUAGUUCCUCUGUGGAAAGGAACUCCAUCCCUGCAACACUCCACCAAUCAGACAGAAGCUUUUCCUCAGUGAAAGGCACAUGACAGCCUACCGAAGGGCACCUAAAGACUCUCAGACCAUGAGAAACAAGAUUCUCUGGUCUGAUGAAACCAAGAUUGAACUCUUUGUGCUGAAUGUCAAGUGUGAUUUCUGGAGGAAACCUGGCGUCAUCCCUGGUCAUGCAUCAUGCUGUGGGGAUGUUUUUCGGCAGGAGGGAAUGGGAAACUAGUCAGGAUCGAGGGAAAUAUGAACAACGCAAAUUACAGAGAGAUCCUUGAUGAAAACCUGCUCCAGAGCACUCAGGAAUUCAGACUGGGGGCGAAGGUUCACCUUCCAAAAGGACAAUGACCGUAAGCACACAGCCAAGACAACGGAGCAGUGGCUUCGGGACAGAUCUCAGCCAAAGCCCGGACUUGAAUCCAAUCGAACAUCUCUGGAGAGAUGUUCAAUAGCUGUGCAGCGAUGCUCCCCAUCCAACCUGACAGAGCUUGAGAGGAUAUUUUAGAGAAGAAUGGGAGGAACUCCCCAAAUACAGGUGUGCCAAGCUUGUAGCGUCAUACCCAAGAAGACUCGAGGGUGUAAUUGCUGCCAAAGUUGCUUCAACUAUGUAUUGAGUAAAGGGUCUGAAUACUUAUGUAAAUGUGAUAUUUCAUUUAUUUAUUGCAAAAAUGUCACACAAAAAAAACAGUUUUUUGCUUUGUCAUUUUGAAGUAUUUUGGGUAGAUUGAGGGGAAAAAACAAUUGAAUCCAUUUUAGAAUAAGGCUGCACUGUAACAAUGUGGAAAAAGGUCAAGGAGUCUGAAUACUUUCGGAAUGCACUGUAUGUGUGUAUGUAUUCAUUUAUUUUUUACAUUUUUGUUUACUGUAUUCCCUACAUAGUGCACUACUGGAAACGAUGGGUUGGGACCAAAUAAGGGGUCCCAAGCUUCCACACAAGUAAUCUAACCUUCCACAAGUAAAAGAAUAUCCACUUAGUCAUGCAUUGAUGUCAAUGGGAAAUUUAAGUGAAAAUUAUACUCUUAGCUGGAGGUUAGGAUUCACUCCUAAUGCUAGACUUAUAAUGCUGUGUAUUUUCUGAUAUGUAUUUUUUAUUAGAUUUAUUGCAAAAAUAUUUUAGUAAAAAACAAGUGAGACGAGUACCAUAAUUAAUAAUACUAUUUUAAACUAC
Messenger RNA from Oncorhynchus nerka (sockeye salmon), 10451 nucleotides. RefSeq names its product protein Shroom4-like. Gene Ontology annotation, biological process: actin filament organization. Gene Ontology annotation, cellular component: adherens junction; apical junction complex; apical plasma membrane. The record is from RefSeq and is a predicted model, not a curated record. Gene Ontology annotation, molecular function: actin filament binding. NCBI's taxonomy places the organism in Eukaryota, Metazoa, Chordata, Actinopteri, Salmoniformes, Salmonidae.